CCGGAAACGACAUCACCCUUCUGUUUAUAUCGUAAGAGUCGCUAACCCUUGUUGCAUGGAAUCUUAUUUUUUAGACACAUUUAUAAAACUAGAAAAAUAGCUACCUCACAAUUGUUUGAUGGCAAUGGGCGGUCAUGGGGUGAUGGCGAACGAGGAAUCUUUGGAUUACUCCGUCCACGAGGCGUGGAACGAGGCCACCAACGUCUAUUUGCUCGUCAUUCUGGUUAGCUUCGGACUGCUGAUGUACGCUAGAAAGUAAGAGAGGUUCCUUUGCAUUUUGUUCCCAACAAAUGCCCGACUGUUUAUAAAUAUUUGCAUCAUCAACAACUAAAUGUGUGCCUUACUAGCUUUGCUUUUAAAAAGCUUCCAUCCAGCUAAUGCAUGAAUUACAUACGGUUUGGUCUCAUUCUCUCUUUCCUAUAAAGCCCAACAGUGGAGGUGUCAAAAUACCCAUAAAACCUAGCGGUCAAACAGGCAAAUGGUUCCAAUCGUUUUUCCACCAUAAAUUUUUCCCAUAGGGAAUUUUAGAAACACUUAAAAUAAGGGCUGUGUUUUGUGUAGGCUUACCCCGGCAGGACAUUUUGAUAACCAUGUAAAUCUCUCUCUGAUAAGGUGCCUUUUAUCAGUAUAUUCGGCACUAUUUACUCUCAGAUUCGAAAAUGCUAAUUAGCAUCAAGGUAGACAUCAUGCAAGACUACAAGUCCCUGCACGUCAUCUCUAGCUGACACCUUUGCUAACAGGUAUUGUGUAAAUUUUAAACUUGCACAAGACAGUUCACAGAAUUGUCAAUUUAAAGAAAUUUAGCCAAUUUAUUUAUUUUAAAUUUAGCUAACAUUAGAUCGUUAAUCCAGAGAUUCAAUGCCAUACAACACUCCUUCCGUAGCCUCCAACUGCUCUUAAACGCUAGUAAAACUCGUCCAGAUCAUCAUGAAAUGUGUAGUUCUUUAUGAUAGCCACAUUAGCAGCUAAUUAGUAUUUCAUUUUUGGGGGGUAAAUACAGGCAAAUAUAUAGAGAGAUUUACAUGGUUAUCAAAACACCACACCAGGGUAAGCCUCCAUGAAACACAGCCCUUAUUUUAAGUGUUUCUAAAAUCCCCUAUGGGAAAAAUGAAUGGUGGAAAAACGAUUGGAAUCAUUUCCUUGUUUGACCCCUAGGUUUUAUGGGUAUUAUGACUCAUACUGUGGUCCUCUAUUCUCCCCAUCAGAAAUAAGAGGAAGAUCAUGAGGAUAUUCGCUCUGCCGCCUACCGCUGGAGCCACUACCGAACCCAACUUCUACGACAGUCUGCAGAAAGUGAGACUGCGUCAGCAGCUGGAGAUGUACUCCUUUGGUGAGUUUGUCAGUCUCAGUUCUGUUGCAGAAUGAUGCAUCAAUGUUAGGCUCACCUAUGAUAUGAUCAGGAAUGGGCAAAAAUUACAAACUACAAAAUAGCAUAAAGGUCAAUGUAUCAAAAUAAACUACAAAAUACUUGUAUUUUGAAAUGUAUUUAAUUAAAAUAUUUAGAAUUUUGAAAUACAUUUGCAAGUAGCCAGCAUGAACAGCAACAACAUUCUCAGUAAUUGUACAGAAACGUUUUACUUGUUUUGACUGUGAUAUGUUGUUGUUUAUCUACCUUAGUUGAAUGCCCUGACUGUAAGUCACUCUGGAUAAGAGUGUCUGCUAAAUUACCUAAAUGUCUGUUUGAAAAUCAGAGAAGGGUAAUAUUUCUGUUUCAUGUAUUUGAAAUAUGUAUUUCAAUUACUUCUGAGUAUUUUGUAAUUUCUAUUACACUGGGCUGAACUACACUCCAAUGUAUUUCAUAAGAAGAUACUUUCAAGAGCUGUAAUGUGUAUUUUCAAAAGACAAACUACUUUUCUAUACCAUUUUGUGGCCCGCUGUCACCCUGCAUUGGUAUCAGAUGACUAAUAACACUAUGGUCUGAUAAGAGCGUCUGCUAAAUGAACUAAAUAUAAAUGUGUAUAUCUCUGCAAAGCAUGCAGAGUGUUAUUCUAAUGAGCUCCGCCCCGAAACAAGGUUUUGUCUAUAAGGGAUACAGCUUGUGUCAAAAUAGAGCAGGUUUAGGAGAAUUAGGCUAAGCUGUAUGUAUCCCGUCUAGACAUGACCCCGAAACAAGGCCAGUUCAUUUUGGCAUGUUCAUUUUCACAUACAGUGCAUUUGGAAAGUAUUCAGAUCCCUUGACUUUUUGCUGCCACCACCAUGCUUCACCGUAGGGAUGGUGCCAGGUUUCCUCCAGACGUGACGCUUGGCAUUCAUCUUGGUUUCAUCAGACCAGAGAAUCUUGUUUCUCAUGGUUCAAGAGUCUUUAGGUGCCUUUUGGCAAAAUCCAAGCGGGCUGUCAUGUGCCUUUUACUGAGGAGUGGCUUCCGUCUGGCCGCUCUACCAUAAAGGCCUGACUGGUGGAGUGCUGCAGAGAUGGUUGUCCUUCUGGAAGGUUCUCCCAUCUCCACAGAGGAACUCUGGAGUUCUUUCAGAGUGACCAUCUGGUUCUUGGUCACCUCCCUGACCAAGGCCCUUCUCCCCCGAUUGCUCAGUUUGGCCGGGCAGCCAGCUCUAGGAAGAGUCUUGGGGGUUCUUAACUUCUUCCAUUUAAGAAUGAUGGAGGCCAUUGUGUUUUUGGGGACCUUCAAUGCUGCAGAAAUGUUUUGGUUCCCUUCCCCAGAUCUGUGCCUCGACACAAUCAUAUCUCUGAGCUCUACGGACAAUUCCUUCGACCUCAUGGCUUGGUUUUUGCUCUGACAUGCACUGUCAACUGUGGGACCUUAUAUAGACAGGUGUGUGCCUUUCCAAAUCAUGUCCAAUCAGUUGAAUUUACCACAGGUGGACUCCAAUCAAGUUGUAGGAACAUCUCAAGGAUGAUCAAUGGAAACAGGAUGCACCUGAACUCAAUUUCGAGUCUAAUAGCAAAGGGUCUGAAUACUUAUGUAAAUAAGGUAUUUCUGUAUUCUGUACAACAAUUCUAAAAACCUGUUUUCGCUCGCUUUGUAAUUAUGGGUUAAUGUGUGUAGAUUGAUGAGGAAAAAUGUUUAUUUAAUCAAUUUUAGAAUAAGGCUGUAACGUAACAAAGUGGAAGAAGUCAAGGGGUCUGAAUACUUUCUGAAUGCACUGUAUACAGUCAGUGCGUUCAACUAACGUAGAUAAACAACAACAUAUCACAGUCAUAGCAAGUAAAACGUUUCUGUGACCGUUACUGAGAAUGUUGUUGCUGUUCGGGCCAGCUACUUGCAAAAAUGUAUUUCUGUAUUUUAAAAUACAAAAUACAUGUAUUUUAAUUUAUAUUUUGUAGUUUAUUUUGAUACAUUGAUCUUUAUGGUAUUUAGUAAUUGUAUUUAGUCAUUCUUGACCGUCCUUGGUGAAAAAUUAACAUACCAAAAGGAACUGCAAAGCACACUGGGUAUUAUUAUUAUUGGCCUUGUUUUGGGGUCAUGUCUAGAUGGGAUAAUUCUACUAACCUGCUACAUUAAUUCUCCUAACCUGCUGUGUAAGUUUUUCUAAACCUGCUAUGAAAAGCUGUAUCCCUUCUAGACAUAACCUUGUUUCGAGGCGGAGCUCAUUAGAAUAAUACUCUGCGUGCAAUUGUACAUUUUUACAUACACAUUUAUAUUUAUAGUGCCAUCAGACUUCUGAUACCAAUGCAGAGUGAAAGAGGGCCACAAAAUGGCGAACCGCUAUAAAAAAUGGUAUAGAAAAUAUUUUGUAUUUUGAAAAUACAAAUUACAGCUCUUGAAAGUAUCUUGCUACAAAAUACAUUGGAGUGUAGUUCAGCCCAGUGUAAUACAAAAUACUCAGAAGUAAUUGAAAUACGUGUAGCAGAAAUACUGCCUAUCUUUGGAUAUGAUAGUCUGUGGUCAAAUACAUAUUGACAUUUAAAUAUUUCUGUCCAUGACUAGGAACUGACCUCAAAUCUGUUAAUCACUCGAGUCAAAUAUAUUUCUGGUUUAGCAAAUAGCUCUGUCAUUCACUAAUAAACUCUAGCUCGCACAACUGUUCUAAAAUAUCUAAAUCAAUCCCAAUGUUAAAAUGUGUAUAAUUUUGACUCCUUUAUUCCUUUUUAACAGCGAGGAAGUUUGACCAGCAGCAGCACCAAUGCCAGAGUGAAAGUGUUCAGCUCUCUAUGGAAUGAGACCACGACAAUAGUGUAGCAUGACCCUGCAUCAUGCCUGCCUGCUCCACCCAGUCUCUCCACCCUUAAGCCUCUUUGGCUUUGGUAAGUCUGAUCAUUACAACACUCCUGAAGAGGGCAUGUGUAUUACGGAGGAAGAACUAGAGGGUCAAUGAAGGUUUCUGUGAUUAAGACUGUCGUCACGUCAAAUCGGCUGUGUUUGCACAAUUAUUGCUGUAGGAUUGAAACAAGGACAAAGAUGGAUCUGUUUAUGAAGAUUUACGAAACUGGAUGUUACCUUUUCAUUUCUGUUAUUUUUUUGCAUUUAUUUAGCCUUUUAAUGUAUUUUUUCUUUUAAGCCCCUUGUUUUUUUGUGUGUGGAUGUGUCGCCACAUAGUGGUUAUAGGAGGACCUACAUCCAGUGUAUAUGGUGAAUUCUGUACAGCACCUAUUCAAAUUCUAGUCUUAAACUCUAAAUAACAUGUAUUUGUACCAUACAAUUAUGGUACAACAAGAACCAUUUAAUCAAGCAUAUCUAUGUAAAUGUUUGGUUGUCAAGAACUGAUUUGUUUCCCAGUUUUUGAUCCUCCUAUAAAUUCCUUUUUAAUGGCAUUACAACAGACCUGGGAAAGUGUUGCUGAUCCUUUGCUACAAGGACCUUUGUGGUCCAAACGGAGAGUCGCUCUCUUUCAUGUUGAGAGGGUCAAAGUUGACUUUUCCCCACUCCAAUUGCUGUUUCUGAAAAGGAAAUGCAUUUAUAUUAUUACUCUGAUUCAAAAUAAAGAAAACAAGGUCAAAUAUUUUA
Coregonus sp. 'balchen' is the source of this 4904-nucleotide messenger RNA. Lineage: Eukaryota; Metazoa; Chordata; Actinopteri; Salmoniformes; Salmonidae. The record is from the annotation of a GenBank genome assembly.